AUGAUCAAUUUUGUUCACGUCGACAAUAAAGGAUUCAAAAUGAUAAAAUCUGUUAGACGUCGUUUUUUAGAUCACCGAUACGCAUGGCGACAACACAAAAAUAUUCGCCACAUGAUUAUUUUAAUUAAAAUGAUUUAUGCUAUCAUCUUUAUUUGUUUUACAAUUUCUUCAUGUCUUAGUCAAUCUGUUGCUAUAGAAAACAAAGAGUUAAAAUCUAUUUUCACCCGGAUAUGGGACAUAUGGUAUUCUUUUUUGGCUCUUAUGUUACUUUUAUCAUUACUUGUUGAUCGUUUAAAAACACAAAAUAUUCUUUCAUCCAACUUGAUUAAUAUUAUACACAUAUUUAUAGUUGUUAUUUUUAUUAUUUUUGUUAUCUUAGGUCACAUUCAAGGUUUAUAUCGUCUCUGGUGGUUAUCAUCAUCACCGAAUCAAUUGGAAUGCACAACAUUUCUUUCCGUGGUUUUUAUUGAUAUAUGCCCUAUUAUGGUUGCUUUUAUGAUUACUUUUAAUUUAUUUAAAAAACGUCGAUCAUGGCGUUAUAUCCAUGUUAGUACUUUUACUUCGAAUGUUUAG
Molecule: messenger RNA, 573 nt
Organism: Rotaria socialis
Lineage: Eukaryota; Metazoa; Rotifera; Eurotatoria; Philodinida; Philodinidae
Source: the annotation of a GenBank genome assembly